UAAAGGUGCGUUGACACGGUGCUAGUGUGCUCGGCCGAGUCCGCUCGGUGCGAGUGAACUAUCGUACGAGUUCUGUUGACACACACAAUUUUACUAGCUUGGUUUUAGUAUAAUGCAAAAUGGCAGAAAUUGUGCGUGCUGGUAUUGCUAUUGUUGCACAGUUACUAAUCGACGAAUUAAACAAUUUGCAUGCUAUAAAAAAACGACGUCCUAGACGAAUGUGGAUUCGGGAGUGGAUAAAACGACGAAACGAGUUUGGUGCAUCUGCAACGUUUCUCAGAGAAGUAGCAUUAGAGGAUCCAGAGACGUUCAGAAACCACCUAAGGUUAACGACAAACCAAUUUGAAGAACUGUUAUCAAUGGUGGAACAUUUAAUUAAAAAGCAAGAUACUUUGAUGAGAGCUGCUGUAGAGCCAAGAAUAAAAUUACAGAUUACUCUUCGUUACUUGGCGACUGGAGAUUCGUUCAGCACAUUGGAACAUAUGUAUAGAAUUCCAAAGAGUACCAUAUCCAAGUUCCUACCAGAAGUCUUAAAAGCUAUAUAUGAGGGAUUGAAAGAUUUUAUAAAGAUGCCUACAUCUACAAACGAUUGGGCAGCAAUAGCAAAAGGUUUUGAAGAGAGAUGGCAGUUUCCAAAAUGCUGCGGCGCACUAGAUGGCAAGCAUAUCAACAUACAGUGUCCCAACAAUAGUCACAGUGACUUCUACAACUACAAAGGAUAUUUCAGCACCAUACUUUUCGCCUUAGUUGAUCACAAUUACUGUUUUACUUAUAUUGAUAUUGGAUCUAAUGGACGUGUAAAUGACAGCACGGUUUUUAGGAAUAGUUCAUUGAAGGCAGCAAUAGAAAAUGGAUCAGUAGGAUUUCCAAAGUGGGGGGUUAUUGUUGGAGAUGAUGCCUUUCCACUGAAAGAUUAUUUGAUGAAACCGUAUUCAAGGCAUGGUCGCUUAUCAAACUCUGAAAAAGUAUUCAAUUAUAGACUCUCUAGAGCAAGGAGAAUCGUGGAAAACGCAUUUGGCGUUUUGGCAAUGCGUUUCAGAAUUUUCAGAGCACAUAUUUUGUUAAAUCCUGAAAAAGUGGAUGAUAUCGUCAAAGCUACAUGUGCCAUUCACAAUUGGCUACGACAAACAUCGCCUAAUUCUUACAUGCCACCUUCUUCUGUUGACAGGGAAGAUGAAAAUGGACAAAUUAUAUUAGGCUCAUGGAGAAAUGAAAAUGCAUGUUUGGGAUUACAAGAUAUAGUGUGUGGAAUUGGUAGUAACAACUUCACUACUUUGGCUGCAAAUUGCAGAAGAAAAUUUACCGAUUAUUUUAUGGGAGAAGGGGCAGUUGGAUGGCAGUGGAAUAUGAUACACUAGUAAACUAAUUCUGAUUUGCUUGGGACUAAUAAUGUGUAUAAGCCUGAAAUAAAAUUUGAUGUGUAUAUUUUCUACUUACAUGAUU
Photinus pyralis (common eastern firefly) is the source of this 1443-nucleotide messenger RNA. RefSeq names its product protein ALP1-like. The coding region runs from base 120 to 1358 and encodes 412 amino acids. The transcript has 2 exons. The record is from RefSeq and is a predicted model, not a curated record. NCBI's taxonomy places the organism in Eukaryota, Metazoa, Arthropoda, Insecta, Coleoptera, Lampyridae.